Dentiscutata heterogama is the source of this 1212-nucleotide messenger RNA. The record is from the annotation of a GenBank genome assembly. NCBI's taxonomy places the organism in Eukaryota, Fungi, Glomeromycota, Glomeromycetes, Diversisporales, Gigasporaceae.
AAUGAUCCCGACAAACUUGGUCGUACUAUCGAUCCUGAUCGUACUAAUCCUGAUAUACUUGAAGAUAAUGAAUGGAAAGAAAAGUAUGGUUCAUUACACGCAAUGGGUCACGUAAUGAUUGGUAGAAUUGUUGGUAACGAGAAUGUAGCGAAAGCAUUAGAAGCAAAAAAACUUCGUAAUCCAACGGGAGUUAUUUUAAAUGUUUCUAUUGCCAGCAAAGACCCUGCAUUUUUCAGAUGGCAUCGUUUGGUUGAUGACCAAUUUAAUCGUUGUAUUGAAACAACUUUAAAAGCUAGAAAUUUCACUGAUGCUCCAGAUGUUUCAAUUAAAUCUAAUGGUAUUAUUCUCGCUUUUAAAGAUCAACUUGAAAAAGUUUGUCCUGAUGGUGCACAUGAUGGAUGGCAAAAAUUUGGUGAAAAAAACUUUGGAAAAAUUCCUGCUACAGAUGAAUUACAAACUAAAAUGGUACCUCGAAAUAUAAGAGGUCCAAAUAAUGAAAUUAGUAAAAUUGAACAUGUUUUCCCUAGAGAAUUUUAUUAUUUCUUUAAGGUGAAAAAUAACACUACAAGAGAUGCAUUUGAUGCUGCUGCCGACAAAAUUGUUAAAGAGCCUGCGUUAAAACAUGUUACACUCAGAAUAUUUAUUGUUCCAGAAGUUUUGGCGCACGAUCGUAAACAAUGGAUAGAAAUGGAUAAAUUUAAAUAUACACUUAAAGCAGGAGAAGAAGCAGUCAUCGCUCGUUCUUGUGAACUCUCUUCUGUUAUACGAAAACCUGCUCAAAAAGUAUUUGAUGACACUCCAGGAGAUGACUUCGAUAAUGAUUAUUGUGGUUGUGGUUGGCCAUAUCAUCUUUUACUUCCACGUGGUACUAAGAAAGGAAUGAAAUUUAAAUUAUUUGUAUAUAUCUCCGAUUGGAAUGCUGAUAAAGUUCCUGAAAGUACUGCCGAAGGUAGUUUAAGUAUGUGCGGUAGAAAGAUUGAAAAUGGAAGACCAGCUAAAUAUCCUGAUUCUCGUGAUAUGGGAUAUCCAUUUGAUCGUCCCUAUGCUGGUCAUUCCUUGCAAUCGACAUUCACCAAGGUAGUAGAUCCUAAAACUUUAAAUACCAGCUCAACAGAUUUUACACCAGCUAUAAGCAGCAUCCCAGAAGAUUAUUGGUUAGAUAAUGCAGCUAUGCGUGAUUUUACAAUUAGAUGGGUUGAUGAAUUUUGCUAA